GAACGUGCUUCUUGUUCGGCUCCGUUCUCCUUACGAUUUAGUACGAAAUGCCCUACCUUGAUGAGCAAACCUUCAAUUUGUACGCUAGAGACGUCGGCACACAACUCACUCCGAAUGCUACUCAGAAGACGACUUUAAUCGUUGCUGGCUGCUAUGUUAUAGUUAUUGCUAUUCUCUGGCAUGUCCCAGUGUUGAGUUGGAUUAUAUACCCUUUCAAAUUGCUUACUGUGGGCUUCCAUGAGAUGAGCCAUGCAAUUGCUGGUAUCUUGACUUGUGCUACUAUCCAUUCCGUCGAGCUCGAUCCUGACGAAGGCGGCGAGACCCGCAUGUCGGGCGGUAUACCAUGGAUCACCCUUCCUGCCGGAUACCUUGGGUCCUCGUUCAUUGGCGCUGCUCUUAUUGCUUGUGGAUUUGAUACCAAUGCGAGCAAAAUAGCUUGUAUUGUUCUUGGUGUAUUUUUCAUCUUCACAUUAUGGUGGGCGCGCAAGAAUUGGCUGACAUGGAUACUCAUUCUUGGAAUGUCUGGCUUGAUCGUGUUAUUCUGGCUAGUGGCAGACAGCGUUGCGUUGCGCUACUUUAUCUUGUUUGUUGGCGUGAUGUCGGAUUUGUAUGUGCUGUGGGACGUGAUAGAUGAUACCAUCGCGCGGAAAGUCAACAGCUCCGAUGCAUCCGCGUUCGCUCGGGUUUGUGGCUGUUUCCCAUCUCAAGUGUGGGGCGUCAUUUGGCUUAUCGUAGCCUUCGUGUAUUUUGCCGCUGGCAUCAUAGUGGGGCUAGUUGCGUUCAAGGUUCUUAUCUCCUCUUCCCUCGGUAGUAUAGUGCUGACAGACGAGAUAUUUCAGGAGUCUACAUCGGAACAGGAAUCGGCUGCCGCACACUUCCUUCCUGCUCCAGGAUCGAGCGGGGCCAUGACAUCUGUACCAUUACCGGGUGUCCUCUUAAUGAUUGUUACGACCCUCUCGUGGAAGCUGUUAUUGUGACUCUGAAAAUCAGAACCACUUAUCGAUACCGGAUAUGACACUCUUGUAGCUUUUACUGUUGAUUCUAGACGCAGAAUGAUGCUUUGUAUACUUGGCUUGUUGAUACUGUUUUGAUCCGACCUUUUUUGAUCCCAGCACUAUUUUGAUAACACCUGUUUUCCUGCACUGCGUGCAUAGUGUGCCACACCAGCUGUUACAGCCCUCGCUGACACGAUGCAGAUUGACAUUCACGUCGCCGAACGAACGUUUGACAAAUUGCACUUCGAAACACGGGCUACAGGCUACUGCUUGAUCACCCGGUGAACCCUAUAUAUUUACAGUAGCCUUCACAAGAAUACAACUCCUAGUGCCGAGAUCCUAGCGGUAUCCAAUAGCGUCCAAUGUCCAAUGUCAA
Messenger RNA from Suillus fuscotomentosus, 1371 nucleotides. Its product is annotated as peptidase M50B-like-domain-containing protein. The coding region runs from base 48 to 977 and encodes 309 amino acids. The record is from RefSeq and is a predicted model, not a curated record. The transcript is spliced from 10 exons. Lineage: Eukaryota; Fungi; Basidiomycota; Agaricomycetes; Boletales; Suillaceae.